Caenorhabditis remanei is the source of this 1536-nucleotide messenger RNA. RefSeq lists its product as uncharacterized. Gene Ontology annotation, molecular function: histone acetyltransferase activity; transcription coactivator activity; chromatin DNA binding. Gene Ontology annotation, biological process: positive regulation of transcription by RNA polymerase II. The transcript is spliced from 2 exons. Bases 1 to 1536 code for a protein of 511 amino acids. NCBI's taxonomy places the organism in Eukaryota, Metazoa, Nematoda, Chromadorea, Rhabditida, Rhabditidae. Gene Ontology annotation, cellular component: transcription regulator complex; histone acetyltransferase complex. The record is from RefSeq and is a predicted model, not a curated record.
AUGGCUCUUAACGGAAACAACAAGAGAACAUGCGCAGACAUGCUCUGCUGUGACAUCGACCCAUCCAUCCCGAGCACUUCACAACCAAAGGACAAGAGGAAGAAAGGGGAUAGCCUCUUGCGGAUCGUCACAUGGAAUAUGUUUGCGGAGGAUGUGACGUCGGAGAAGAAGAUCGCGCAGAUAAAGAAGAUGAUAGGAAUGAUGAAGGCGAUGGGAUCGGAGGGAUUUGAAAAGAAAGUCGUCUGCUGUACCAACCAAGACACCCAGUUCAACGUCUCUAACCGGUACUGCCUGGCGAAUGGCGAGUGUCGCAUUCCUCCAGGCUCAAAGUACAUGUACAAGAAAGGAGAACGCGAUGUGGCAAACUACUGUAUCCCGUGCUACGACACAAAGUUCCCGGUGCAUGGAAACAAAAGGGAUUGGAAGAUGGCGGAGAACAUCAACACGGCAUCCGAUGUGAUUCUGAAAUGCUCAAAGUGCCAGGAGAAGUGGCAUAAGACGUGUGCCCUCUUCUUCAAUCCAGACGCCUCGAAAUUUGUAUGCAUGGAGUGUGGUGGUGGACGGUCCGACUUGAAGACAAUCAUCGACACGAAAGAGCACGCACACGCCGCUGCAUUCAUGACGGAGAAGUUAAACGAGCUGCUUAGAUCCAGGAUCGGGAUUACUGUAGCGAGAAAGGAUAAAAUCCGGGUGUGUGGGCUCUCGGAGGAAAAGUCGAUUUGGACGAAGGCUUUGGUCCCAGCGAUAGUUGAGGCGGAGUUCAAAAAGAAGUACUCUGGAAAGUUCAAGUACGUCAAAAGAGCCUUCCAUGUCUUCCAAAGGAUCGACGGAGUGGAUGUAAUACUGUGUAGCUUGUAUACACAGGAGACACCGAUGGGGAAGCGAUGGAUGAUAGAUUAUUUCGACUCGUUGCCCUAUUUCAAGGUUUACGACAACCUGAAAAGCGGAGAGUUCCAUCAAGAAGUGUUCCAUGCCUAUAUUGAAUACAUGAGCUCCAUAAACUAUUUGAAUGGACACAUUUGGUCGGCACCACCCAAACCUGGAGAUGACUUUUGCUUCAACAUUCACCCAAGUGCCAUGAAGUAUCUCGAUAGGAACGGGUUGAUCGCCUGGUACCAACGGAUUCUCAAAACUGGAAGGAAUCUCGGAAUCAUCAAGGAGUAUAGAAACUUCCGAGAGGAAUUGGAGCAUCAGGGCGGCUCCAUUGAAAAACCAAGCGACCUCCCGGUAUUCGUCGACUCGCUGUGGUGUCAGGUGAUGAAGGAGGUCAAUUUUGAGCAUCCGAAUAGCCCAUCGGAAUUCAUGGAAGCUCUCCAGAAGCAAUAUGAGAUCCAUGCCACUGAUAACUUUGUUAUCGAGCUACCUGGAUCAAAGACACCCCGAGAACGCGAUACCUGGUACUAUAGCCAUCCGAUACUUGGGGAUCGAAUGGGUUUCUUGAAAAAGUGUGUGAAGGAGAACUGGGAGUUUUCGACGUUGGCAAUAGCGAUGUACGCGUCGGUGGCAUUGAUUCAGUAUCUGCCGCGGUAUGAAUAA